Messenger RNA from Mercenaria mercenaria, 924 nucleotides. RefSeq names its product putative nuclease HARBI1. The record is from RefSeq and is a predicted model, not a curated record. The annotation marks the transcript as partial. The transcript is spliced from 5 exons. NCBI's taxonomy places the organism in Eukaryota, Metazoa, Mollusca, Bivalvia, Venerida, Veneridae.
CACGGCAACAAAUUGAUAACAUUGAGAUUUCUUGCUACAGGUAAUUUCAUGCAGGUUAUCGGCGACACCUUUGGCGUAGACAUUUCUACCGUCUCCCGGGUCGUGAGAGACGUUACCGACGUACUAUUUGGACUGAAAGACCAAUUUAUCAAGUUUCCUGUGACGGACCACGACCGAAGACGGAUCAUGAGUGGAUUUUACGCCAUUCGUGGGUUCCCAUCUGUAAUUGGUUGUAUUGACGGGACCCAUGUUAAAAUAAUUUCGCCUGGUUAUCCAGAUGAGGCUGCAUUUGUUAACAGAAAACACCAACACAGUAUAAAUGUCCAGGCGACCUGCGAUCACAAAGGGAUGUUCACAAGCAUCAAUGCCUGUUGGCCUGGAAGCUGCCAUGACAGCCACAUCUUACGAGUUUCUAAUGUAGGCCGGUACCUUGAAGCUCAUCACCAAGAUCCAGAGCGCGGAUAUUUGUUGGGGGAUAGUGGCUACCCCUGUCGGCCAUUUCUGCUUACGCCUUUCUUGCAGCCUGGGAAUGAAACAGAGGAGAGGUACAACCGGGCGCACAUCUCCACACCGAAUUUGGUUGAAAGGACAUUUGGUGUAUGGAAGAGGACAUUCCAUGUUUUACAUGGGGAAAUACGCAUGAAGCCUCAGAGGGUGACACGUGUAAUCGUGGCGUGUGCUGUCCUCCAUAAUCUGAGGCUGCAGUGGGGUGAACCAGAGGUGGAAGAAGCCGGUGAUCUGGAUCAGCCUCCCGCCGACAUCUUUAAUGGCCGAAUGGAUCGGCGAGGAGUUCGAGACCAUGUGGCUCGUGCUUAUUUUCAGAAUCAGUAAUAACAGAAGAAACCGAUGAUUAAGUCACACCAUACAUUGACGUUUUAUGGAAAGUGAAGACUUGACACUUUUAACACCAAUUUAUUUUGGUUU